Messenger RNA from Patella vulgata (common limpet), 1042 nucleotides. RefSeq lists its product as uncharacterized. The transcript has 5 exons. The record is from RefSeq and is a predicted model, not a curated record. Bases 170 to 910 code for a protein of 246 amino acids. Lineage: Eukaryota; Metazoa; Mollusca; Gastropoda; Patellidae.
UAACUCUCAGUCGUUUACCUCAAAAAUUUAUUUUUUAGAAAUUAUAGAAUCGUGUCUAAACGUUUUCUUAUAAAAGUCAUUUCUUUAUCUUGAAGUGUUCUUUGACUAUUCAUCAGUAGGCAUAAAACAAAGAUCUCUAACCUGUUGACAGUUGAACUUAUCUAGUAAAAUGUUUUCUACUGGAACAAAGCGUUUGUUAAAAAACUAUAUACUUCACACAGACACACAUAACAGAAUUGUUGAAGAAACAGAUAUGUGGAGGCAACAUGCAAAGAUGAAAGAAACGGACAAGAAAGAAUACAUGUAUAAACCGAAAACUGGAGAAUCUUUUCUAGAAGAUAAACGAGAUGAUAUGAAUGAUUGUAGAUAUAAUAUGAAGAGUAGAUCAGCUCACAUGGAUGAAAGUAAAGAUACCAGCACCUAUUGGGUGAGACAGCUACAGAAAACAGAAGAGGCAGAUUCAGAUAGAUGGGGUCAUAGUGGUUACAAAGAAUUAUAUCCUAAAGAUUUUGAUAGUAGCAGAUCAAACGAUGAAUCUUCCUCUAGUUCUACCACAUCAACUAGUUCUAAAGAACGACGGAAAAGGAGAAAAAAAAUGAAAAGAAAAAAAGAGAAAAAGAAAAGAGAAAUUUUGGAGGAAGAAAAAGCCAAGAAAAAGAAAUCAAAGCAUAAAAAACACAAACAUGAAAGUAGUGACAAAAGUAAGAAACAUAGGAAAAAGAAAAGUGAUAAAAAAAAAUCAGCCAAACGAAAACCUGAGAGUGACAGCUCAGAAAGUCAGGACAACAGUUCCAGAAAACAUGCAAAGACAUUUAUAAAAGGCAGACAGGAAAAUGAGGAAAGGCGUCAUAAUAAAAAAUCUAAACAUAAGCAUAAGACCAAGAGACAAGAUUAUUCUGAUAGUGGGUGAUUAAUAUACACCAUUCGCACUUAAACAUAGUAAUCUCAGGACUGAAUGGAUGUUGAGAGAGCAUGAUCAUGUGCAAUUGUAGUCAAUGAAUUUUUUUUUUAGAAAUUAAAAUUAUUUUAUGUACUCUGUUAA